CGAACCGCGUGGUUUGUUUAUAGCAAAACGCAGAGGGAGAGAGACACACAGAGCUCUCCGUCGGAGAUAAUUUCCAUCCAAUAUCCAUUCGAGCCGAUCGUUCCAUUUUCGAUUCCACCUUCCCGUGCUUUACCUCUGUCCAAUCGCAUUUUGCGCAGAGGCAAGUCGCGAGGAAGGAGGAAUCUGCCUGCCUGACCGACCGAGAGAGGGGGAAAUAGCACCACGCAACGCAACGCAACAAUCGCCAUCCAUGGAUCCGAGGAACCCCCAAUACAUGAUGAUGACAAUCGCCAGGAUUUUUUCCUGAACCUUUCAGACUUAAGGUUUAAUCAAAGUCCGUGAUGUUUAUGAUCAUCGAUUGAUAGAAGCAACAAAUGAAAUGGACACCUCCCUUGCAGAGAUAUCAUGCUAACUCGAAUUCUGCAAGCUGUCCCCAGGAGGAAAUGCUAGGAUAUCAUAAUCAUGUGUACAAUGAGCUACAAAAGCUACACAAGAAGUCAUGCUGAGGAAUCAAGGAAGAGAUUUGCAAGCUGUGUUAAGGAAGUCACCGCCAAUGCAAAAGUUAAUGUAGCCAUGUCAGACAAACCCUUGGUAAAGAAUUUGCCAAAGGAAGUAGAAAGACUGGAGAGUGAGCUGAGGCGGAAAGAUGCCCGCAUUGAAAAGCUUGAGGAGGAGAUUAGAAAUCUAAUUCUGCAAAGAGAUAUUGCUCAAUCACAAGUCAAAGAACUUCUACAAAUUCUCGGAGACAAUGCAGGCCCCUUAACACGGGUAGGAUUGGGAAAUUACCCUCAUUUGCGAGUGCGGAAAUCACCUGAUCAGGAGAUUCAAAGAAAAGAGACCUCUGCCUGGGCAGACACCCACUCUUUGGAUGUUGAUACCAGAAGAGGACAAAGUAGGAGCAUUUCAGGGGAUCAUUUUCCGAGAGCUCCAUACUUUAGUAAAAAAUUUUCUUGCAGUAAUGCAUCCCGAAUGAUGUUCAGAACUUGUCCGUACUCUGAUACAGGAGAUUCAUACCAAUGUUGGGAGGAGGCACAAAAUGAAAAUAAAGAAACUUUGGAGGACAGAUGCAAGGGAAUUCAUUGCAUCUCAGCAGAAAAAAUGCUUUCUGAAGAUUACACUGGAAUCCCUGUUGUCAAAGUGCGUGUAAAUGGAGAAAUGCAGGAUGUAGAAUCUGCAUCGUCUGGUUCCUCUCCAAAUGAGAGCUGCAUGUCAUCUCCUUUGAACGAUGAUGACAAUGAAGUGAAGCAGCAUGAAGCAUCUGAGAUCAUCCCCCCAAAUGAAGGUCAAAAAUUAAUUGCACCAUCAGCUAUGGAUGACAAAGAAUCAUUUCAAAUGCUGAAGAACAAAAGGGAUUUUAGCUGUCUUCAGUGUCUUGUCAUUACAUCUCUUGACAACCCCCUUCAAUAUCUUGGCAUUACAUCUCUCGAAAAUCCUUCUCUCGCACAUCAUCUUGCUGGUGAUACCUUUGGAAGUGGAGGCUCAAGCUUUCCUAGAAUGAAAAGACGCAAAGCAAGUAUUUUUACUAGCUCAAUCUCUCCAUGGCUGACAGAGAAGCAAUGCAGUGAUUAUACAUCAUCUUUAGAACCAGGAAAAGAAUCUGAUGAUUUUGGAUGGAAAACAUCUGCAUUAAAAUUUAGCCCAGCUGUUGAGGAUGAUAGUUUAAACUGCACUCCGGACACGAGGAGAGAGGCUGAGCUUUCAAACGAUAAAGAAUAUACUGCAAAACCUGAGAAUGAUGCUGCAUCAAAAGUCACCGAGUCCCAUAAGAAGAAUGUCAAUGAUGUCGGUGUACAUCCUGUCGAAGAUGAAUCUAAAGUGGUUACAAGUUGGCCUGUUGAAUUCAGGAGACUCCAAAGACAAAUAAUCGAACUAUGGCACACUUGCCACGUCUCACUGGUGCAUAGAACUUACUUCUUCCUGCUCUGUAAAGGCGAUCCUUCUGAUGCUAUAUAUCUGGAGGUAGAGAUAAGGAAGCUGAAAUUCUUGAAGGAGAAAUUUUCCCAGGGAGAAAAGGCUGUCGUGAACGGACAACGUCUAACCUUGUCAUCAAGCAAGAAAGCUCUACGGCAGGAGAGACAAGCGUUGGCGAAGCAGAUGAUGAAGAAGUUUUCGGAAAAGGAGCGCGAAAGGAUGUUCUUGGAAUGGGGGAUUAGUCUCAACACCAAAAUGAGACGGCAGCAGCUCGCUGACCGGGUGUGGGCAAAGACGGAUGAUAUGAACCACAUUGCCGAGAGUGCAUUGCUUGUUGCAAAGCUAGUAGGGAUUAUCGAGCCGGGGCAAUCUCUUAACAAAGAGAUGUUCGGGCUGGACUUCACCCCCAAGCCCGGCUCUGGAAUCAGCAGCACCUUCAAACGCAGCCUCGUCUCCAUCCUGUAAUAAUGCUGUCCAAUGAAGCUUACUACGUUACUCGCCGUCAUGUCAUGUCAUGUCAUCGUGCUUUCCAGCGGUCGACAGUAGUGUUGGUCCAGAGCUUGCAUUCGAUGUCGACCGGCUCGCCAUCAAGGAUUGAAUAAAAGUCCCACCCCCUCAACGGUAUGAGAUUCGAAUGAUUCCUUCCCUUGCCUCUGCGUUGUUAUUCUUCAUGGACUGAAGGAUUUUGCUGUGACUUCUUAACCUCCUUUCAGAUGUUGUAUCUUUCUUGACUUGUUUGUGUACUCCUCCUCCGGGAUACAUGCAUACAUACAUACAUACAUAUAUAUAUAUAUAUAUAGAUAGAUAAAAACAAGUAUGUGGUCCAGUGUUUGCUUUAUUCGAAAACGUGUAAACAAUGAAAUCUUCUC
Messenger RNA from Andrographis paniculata, 2780 nucleotides. Its product is annotated as kinesin-like protein KIN-7H. The transcript is spliced from 8 exons. The record is from RefSeq and is a predicted model, not a curated record. Gene Ontology annotation, biological process: microtubule-based movement. Lineage: Eukaryota; Viridiplantae; Streptophyta; Magnoliopsida; Lamiales; Acanthaceae. Gene Ontology annotation, molecular function: microtubule motor activity. Bases 463 to 2376 code for a protein of 637 amino acids.